This is a messenger RNA of Thamnophis sirtalis, 1572 nucleotides long. The record is from RefSeq and is a predicted model, not a curated record. NCBI's taxonomy places the organism in Eukaryota, Metazoa, Chordata, Lepidosauria, Squamata, Natricidae.
AUGUUAGUAACCAAUGAAGAUCACAUACCAAUAGUGGAAAUUGAUGAUUCUCACGCCAGUUCUAUUAUGCAAGAUUUUCUCUGGUUCACAAAGGACAUACUUUCCUAUCACAGAAGGAGCCAACAGCGUCUGGCUCCAGGCCUUUAUUUGGGCUACUUAAAACUCUGCAGUUCCGUCGAUCAGAUCAAAGUUCUUGUGCUACAAAAGCUGCCCAACAUUCUGUGUCACGUUAAAAUCCGAGACAAUUGCAAUGUGUCCAGAGAGGAAUGGGAAUGGAUCCAAAGACUUUCUGGCUCAGAAUCUAUGGAAAAUAUGGAUCAUUCUGCCGAGUGUCCAACUCGACUCUUUUUUGAGCUCCAAAUGGCAAUGAGAGCCCUUCUUAAACAAAUCAAUCUACCUCUACAACAGGCUAAGCUGUUCCGUCUGUAUACACAGGAGGUGUUGGAACUGGGUCACAAUGUUUCCUUUCUUCUCCUGCUCCCUGCCUCAGACGACGUCUGCACUGCCCCAGGACAGAACAACCCUUACACCCUGCACACAGGAUUCCUUAACCUCCCUCUUCAGAUGUUUGAACUCGUUCAUUUUUGCAGUUACAAGGAAAAAUUUAUUAGCCUCUAUUGCCGCCUUUCCGCUGUCAUAGAGCUAGAUUUUCUGAGCACUCAGCAGUCCCUGAGGGAAGCCAUUUCAGACAGUGAAGUUGCUGCUGCUAAACUAAGACACCAACAAGUCCUAGAUUACAUACAGAGAAAUAUAUUCAGUAACAAUGGCAAUGCAGUGGCUCAGCAGUUAAGAGAUUCCCAGCCAUAUUCCGAUGAAGAAGGUUGCUCAGAGGUGUUCCUCCCAACUGACAGUGACUAUGAUUCCAGCGAUGCUUUGAGUCCACGAGAACUGGAUUUGGUUUAUUCAUCCUCCCAGGAUAUCUCCCAUCAGGCCGUGAGUUGUUUGAGUGGUAGCGCCCCAGAUGUCCUUCAAGUCCAUGACAUCAAACCCUGCUUGACUCCAAAACAAAACCCAAGAGGGAGCAGUGUCUUAGAGACAGAGGUUGAUCAGUCUACAGAGAACAUGCAGAGUCUGUCAAUUGGAAGGCUCUCACCCAAAAACCCAGAAAAGAAUUCCGGCUCAAAGCAAUCUUUGAGUUUCCUAGGGAAGAAAAAACAUGGGAAACAUCAGCACUACAAUUAUUUCAGCCGACACCAUCGCUGGCUCCGUGUACACAGCGAGACCCAGUCCAUCUCUCUUUCUGAAGGCCUCUACACUCCCCAUCUCACACAAGCCAUGGACUACUCUCAAGAGCCCACGCCUGGUGAGCAGAUCAGUAUUUCUAUUGAUUGCCCCCGCAGUACUUUCUUACCUCAUGCUUCAAGUCUCCCAGAAGAAGGGAAAAACAAAUACCAGGAACUGAGGCCAAACAUCCGCAGAAUAUAUGUUGAGCCUUACAAGACCAUAUUAUCCAGUGAAGGGAGCAAGCAGUCUGGAGAUCAUCCAGAUUUGCACAGCCCGUUGGGUCAAGGCAGGAUUGCAGAAGAUCAGUCUUGUUCUAACAUCCCCGAAGUGUUCAGCAGUGACCUGUAA